AUGCCUACUAUCACCGUGUUCAGGGGCCAAAGCGACGGUGUCGCUGUGAAAGGCACCACCACAAAGCCAGAUGAGCUUGUUGGUGACAAUGUCCUGUUGAGGGUGACUGCAUCUGGGGUGUGUGGAACUGACCUUCGCUAUAGAACGGCCCCUAUGGUCUUAGGCCACGAGGGCGUCGGGAUUGUGGAGGCCGUCGGUCCAGUUUGUCGGUCCCUGAAGCCAGGCGAUCGGGUCGGCUGGGGCUACGAAGUCGACAGCUGUAGUCACUGCAUGCACUGUGUCCAGGGAACAGAACAAUUCUGUCCCGGGCGCAGUCUCUACGGCAUGGCCAACCACGACCAGGGAAGUUUCGCCUCCCACGCCAUCUGGCGCGAGUCCUUCCUCCACAAGAUCCCAGACGGGCUCAGCGACGAGGAAGCCGCACCAUUACAGUGCGCCGGCGCGACCACCUUCGCCGCGCUCGAAAACAUCCGCCCCGGCGACACCGUUGGGAUCCUCGGUGUCGGCGGCCUCGGUCAUCUCGCCAUCCAGUUCGCGUCCAAAAUGGGCUGUCGCGUCAUCGUUCUCUCCAACUCAGAGCACAAGCGCGACGAAGCCAUGAGCCUCGGCGCGCACGAAUUCGUCGCUAUUAAAGACGCCACCCAGUUGCAGGCCUCUUUGCCCUUGAACAGACUUCUCGUUACAGCUUCCGUACCCCCCAGAUGGGAUCUGAUCCUCCCUAUCAUGGCGCCCCAGUCCACAGUCUACCCGCUGUCCGUCACACAGGGAAACUUCGAGGUGCCGUACAUAGCACUGAUUCUGAAAGGCAUCGCCGUGAAAGGAUCGCUUGUCGCGUCGCGGAACCAGCACCGCAAGAUGCUGGAAUUCGCGUCUUUGCAUCAGGUGAAACCGAUCGUGGAGAAGUUUCCCAUGACUGAGGAAGGUAUUAAUCAGGCUAUGGCCGCCUGUAUGCGCAGGGCCUUCGAGCCUCUGGCUACCCUCCUAGCUACCCUUCUCCUGUCCUGUCUGCUUCCUCCAAUGCUUCCAGUCCCCAUUCAUUGUCUAUCUGGGCUCUUUCUGCCACCCGCUGCGGAUGCCCCCGAGGAAGAGCUACACUGUGUCUACGACCCGGCCGAGAUUCUGAAUCCCUAUUUCCAAGGCCAGUACUGCGACCCUUUCAGCUCUCAGGCCGAUCCUUGUACACUGGGAAAUUACGCCGUCUACGCGAUCAAUGUCACCGGCGUAGCUGACAUCCAGGCUGGACUCGCAUUUGCGACCCGCCACGGCCUUCACUUGGUUAUCAAGAACACAGGCCAUGACCUGCUGGGGAAAUCCACCUGGCGAGGGGCUCUGUCGCUGUGGACCCACAACAUGAAAAACCUUGACUUUAUCGACAGCUACGUGGGCGACAGUCCAUACACGGGAUCCGCAGUUCGCAUCGGAGCAGGUAUCAUGUUCGAGUACCUUCUCCCUGCGGCGGCGGCUCGAGGGAAGCGUGUGCAUCCGGAUCUGUAUUGGGCCCUCAGUGGCGGCGGCGCAGGGACCUUUGCCGUCGUAGUGUCAAUGACCACCCGCACGUAUGAUGAUGGGCUCAUGAAAGGCACCGAGUUUACCAUCUCCGACACCAACAUACCUGCCUUCUGGAACACCGUGGACCUGUUUCAGUCCAGCUUAGCCCCCGUAGUAGAUACCAUAGCCACGCUGACCUAUCUCAUCUAG
Aspergillus affinis is the source of this 1698-nucleotide messenger RNA. Its product is annotated as GroES-like protein. Gene Ontology annotation, biological process: alcohol metabolic process. The record is from RefSeq and is a predicted model, not a curated record. Bases 1 to 1698 code for a protein of 565 amino acids. Lineage: Eukaryota; Fungi; Ascomycota; Eurotiomycetes; Eurotiales; Aspergillaceae. Gene Ontology annotation, molecular function: flavin adenine dinucleotide binding; alcohol dehydrogenase (NADP+) activity; zinc ion binding. The transcript is spliced from 8 exons.